Molecule: messenger RNA, 827 nt
Organism: Haliotis rufescens (red abalone)
Lineage: Eukaryota; Metazoa; Mollusca; Gastropoda; Lepetellida; Haliotidae
Exons: 6
Coding region: 38-796 (252 amino acids)
Source: RefSeq, a predicted model, not a curated record
UAUACAUUUAGUGUGUGGAGAGAAGUCAGGCCCUAACAUGGCACAUGUGACGAUUGUUGUGUUCGUUUUAGCCAGUGCCACUGCUGUUUAUGGCUGGACGCCGCUAGGCAUUGGGGUAGCAUAUGAGGAUUACGGAUUUGGAAAAAACGUUCUGAUAUGUUACGGCGGAUACGGGGUAACGGAUACGUGGGCACGUGCCUGGGCAGACCGGCUGGUGACCCAUUCCGAUCUCAGGAGUCUGGCAGUGGGGAAGGUCUAUGCAGUUAAAGGCCCUCGGGAUGUCUUGUAUAAUGCAAAGGAGAUUUCCAACUCCAAAUUGGUACAGCACCUUCUUGCUCACCAGAGUCCAGGGUUUGUAGCUGUGGCGGCACAUUCCAGCGGAGCCUUUGUUGCCAAUGAAUUCUUCAGUCAGCUAGUUGCCAAUGACAUCAACAGAAAGUUCAAUCAGAAAAUAAUCUACUACAAUUUGGACGGUGAUGGAGGACCUUAUGGUAAUGCCCUAUCCAUGUUGAGGAAGGAAUAUUUUGUGUAUGCUAGGAUGGGAUCUAUGUUCUCAAUGAAUGCCAAUUCGAUGAAAUCCCAUGGCCGAAGCGAUCAGCUUAUAGAGUUGGACGGGAGUGGUUCCCACUGUCAGAACAGCCGGUGCCUCCACGACGUCAUGAUCAUUCACCACCCUUGGAAUCCCACCAACUUCGACGUGAGCCGCGACUACAGCCUGUACGCACUUGGAGACAGGGAGGUCCAGCUAGGAUACAUUUCUGACACAGUGUCCCUUCUAUCUGGUAUGAGAGACUGAACUACUCCAAAUAUAAAGAAUAAACCAUGUU